CGAUUAUGUUGUUUUCAUAAUCGUUUCAAGCCAAAAUCGCAAUUGCGAUUUAAAAUACGAUUAAUUGAGCAGCCCUAAUGUGCAUAUGACAAUAAACCUUUGAAUUUGAACUGAUGCCUGCCGUUUAAAUAGCAAUAGACCUAUAACUAAUAAGAACAAUGGUAGACAUUAUCUUCUCACUGUAUUUCUUUGAGUAGCGCAAUAGUAACUCUAUAGCGUGUUUCCUGUUGCAACAAUUUGCUUGAAAGAUGCACAUAGUCGUUACUGAGAACCAAGCGACUUCUUCUUAUUGCAUUGAUUUCUUCAAUUGUAGAAAAGAAAAAACAAACAGAAUUGAGGGUUUCUUCUCAGCCUUUGGACUAGAACCAAAACACACAAACGGGUCGUAUAACUACAUCAUUCUGGACACAUCUACUCAACAUUUAAAAUAUAGCUCUAUGAAAAACCAAAUCUACUAGUGUGUAAACAUGGCCCUGCCCUCUCUGUGUCCCCUCCCUCCUGUGCUUGUACUCGAUCUGCCCACACACAUCACAUCUUCCUGCUCAUUUGAGCCAUCUGCUUGAGCUCUGUGCGCAUUGACGGAAGCUAUGGCUGGUCCCAGGCCUGUGGUGUUCAGCGGCCCCUCGGGGGCGGGGAAGAGCACUCUGCUGAAGAAGCUCAUGAAGGAGUACGACAGUGUCUUUGGCUUCAGCGUCUCCCAUACAACUAGAAAUCCUCGACCUGGAGAGGUGAAUGGCAAAGAUUACCAUUAUGUCACACGAGAGGCGAUGCAGAAAGCCAUUGACAAAGGCGAAUUCAUUGAGAACGCAGUGUUUUCGGGGAACAUGUACGGGACGAGUAAAGCUGCCGUACAAGCCGUCCAGGCCAAAAACCUCAUCUGUAUACUCGACAUCGACAUGCAGGGUGUGAUGAACAUCAAGAAGACAGACCUUAAUCCCAUCUACGUCUCCAUCCAGCCGCCGUCCAUGGCAGUCCUGGAAAAACGUUUAAGAGACAGAAAGACAGAAACAGAGGAGAGCCUCCAAAAGCGCUUGCAUGCUGCUCAAGUGGACAUGGAGUUUGGUAAAGAACCAGAUAUAUUUGAUGUUCUUAUUAUCAAUGAUCAUUUGGACGAAGCCUAUGGGCAGUUAAAAGAAGCUCUCAGUGAGGAAAUCAAUAUGGUCAAGAAAGCCAGCUUGUCUUCGUAGGAGCAGCUUCCCGACACCUUUUCUGUCCCGUCCAGCCACUCCUGUCACAACCACAGACCUCCAUUCCCGUUGUGAACAUUCCCUCAGAUGGUUUGCUAAGCUAAGGCAAACACAUCGCUUAGCGGAUACAGAAAGGCUUAAAUAUUGUGUUUAUAGGUAGUUAUUACCAAAUGAUAAUGUACUAAGAAACAUCAGUUUAUUUACUGACAUUUAAACCUUUCCAUAUUUUUAUUUUAUGAACAAAUUGACUCCAAUAAUGUUUACUUUGUAUGAUACUGGCAUGGUAUGCUGGAUGCUCGGUUAGCCUUUGUUUCUACUGCUCGUAGCUUUGCCAACACCAACAUGGACUCACACAAACAAAGAGACGUCACUCAUUUCACCGUGAACUUCCAAGGGUGUGGAAAAGUCUUGGUGGAUCUUGAUAAGUGGUAACACGUUAUGGUAUGUCCUUUGUGUAAGCGGUCAUAUUGUGUUGAUUGGAAAAUAGAUUUACAGAUGCAGAUAUCUGCACAUGUAGUUAAAGAAGGAAAUUCAUCUGAAAGCUCAGCAUUACAACUGAUAUAUGAAGAGAAAAACAUGGUGGCUGUUUACUUUCAAGUUAACUUUACUGUUGAAAUAAUAAAACUAGUCCAGUGCUUUGAACUUUUUUGUAAAAGAUUUGGGUAAACUGUCACAAAUCUCCAUUUAACAUAGAUCAUGUAGGGCUCUAGUAGGAAUACAUCUCAUAAUAAAGGUAACAAGUGUUUAUAACAAAGAAACACAUCUAAAGUCCCCUUGCCUUGUUCGGGGGGGCUCUACAACAACAAUUUUACUGUUUAUUUUUUCAAUUGUAUAUUUGUAAACUUUUAUAUUGUGUAACUAUCAUUUUGCAGUGUCACUACAGUAAAAUGACAUAAGUUGUACUUGUUAAAGGAAAAAAUAAAUGUCAUGAUUUACUUUUUUUCUAUAUUACUCAUAAUAAAGCACGCCAAUCUCCUUUACUGUAAAA
Messenger RNA from Gymnodraco acuticeps, 2175 nucleotides. RefSeq names its product guanylate kinase 1a (gene guk1a). The record is from RefSeq and is a predicted model, not a curated record. Gene Ontology annotation, biological process: purine nucleotide metabolic process. The transcript is spliced from 7 exons. Gene Ontology annotation, molecular function: GMP kinase activity. The coding region runs from base 588 to 1187 and encodes 199 amino acids. Gene Ontology annotation, cellular component: cytosol. NCBI's taxonomy places the organism in Eukaryota, Metazoa, Chordata, Actinopteri, Perciformes, Bathydraconidae.